Papilio polytes (common Mormon) is the source of this 2124-nucleotide messenger RNA. It is a transcript of the gene Ugalt, whose product is annotated as UDP-N-acetylglucosamine transporter. Gene Ontology annotation, cellular component: Golgi membrane. Lineage: Eukaryota; Metazoa; Arthropoda; Insecta; Lepidoptera; Papilionidae. Gene Ontology annotation, biological process: pyrimidine nucleotide-sugar transmembrane transport. The transcript is spliced from 5 exons. Bases 511 to 1626 code for a protein of 371 amino acids. Gene Ontology annotation, molecular function: UDP-galactose transmembrane transporter activity. The record is from RefSeq and is a predicted model, not a curated record.
ACAUAUAGGCCGACAAAGUUAUCUGACCCGAUGGGGAAAGGUCAAAGCAAAUUAUAAUAGCCGACUCCUUUCAAUGACUAAUACAAAAAAGUCAAGAUUUUUUCGUACAGUAGCUGGCAUUUACAUUUAUCCUUUAUGCCAUUUUCUAUGCCCAUACAGGUUUUAACAUUUUCUAUGAGAACUAAUCACGAUAGCAGUCUCUCUCUCUUUCUCUCACUGGUCACCGGGCCAGAUACACUUGUUAGACUAUAGUAUGUAUUUGAAAGUUCAGCGACUUCUAGUUGUGUUCUAUACGCGCCUAUACUUUCAUGUGUUCAUCUUUCUGUUCUGACUACGUCGACAAUUUUUAAAAUUAUCCUUAUACGUAUUUUGUUGCAAUGUGAAUUUAAAUAGUUUACUAAAUGUUAUUAUUUUCAAUAAUGUAGUGUUGACGUAGUCCUAUAAGAUAUGAAAUUUAUUGCUCGGUAACUGCAGUUUUUACUUGGAUUUUGAUAUAUAACAUUAGUUCCUAUGAAGUCAACAGAAAAAGACGCAGGGGAACUCGAAGAAAUCGGUGAUACCCAGCUAGAUGAGCAAACAGUGACCCCAGACACACAACUUAAUUCUGAAAACAUGGAUGGAGACGCGAAAAAAACGCAAAUUUAUUCAAGUAAUAAUAGAUUAAGACAUGCAGGGUACCUCAAGUAUGUAAGCUUGGUUGUACUCACCAUACAGAAUGCUGCCCUUGGUCUCAGCAUGAGAUAUGCGCGUACGAGGGAUGUAGUCAUGUUUUCAUCGGCUGCAGCUGUAUUUAUGGCAGAGAUUUUCAAAUUAUUAAUAUGCAUUUUACUUGUGAUAAAAGAAUCAGGAAAUGUAGUAAAAGGUUUCCAUACUAUGUAUGCAACUGUUGUAUUGAACAUUAAGGAUACAUUGAGAGUUUGUGUGCCAUCAUUAUUAUAUGUUGUCCAGAAUAAUCUGCUUUAUGUUUCCGCUUCUAAUUUGGAUGCUGCCACAUAUCAGGUUACAUACCAGUUGAAGUUACUUACAACAGCAUUCUUUGCUGUGAUUGUAUUAAAAAGAAAACUGAAGCGAUGGCAGUGGUGCGCACUUGGUAUACUAGCGGGCGGAGUGGCCCUGGUCCAGUUGUCCUCAGCAGCUAAAGAAACAACUGCAAAUUCACAAGAUCAAUCUAAAGUGAUUGGAUUUAGCGCAGCUUUAGCAGCCUGCUUUAUAUCAGGAUUCGCUGGAAUAUACUUUGAAAAAGUACUGAAGGAGUCCGACAUUUCUGUCUGGAUGCGAAACGUACAGCUGAGUUUAUUAUCGUUGCCGUUUGCUGCACUCACAUAUCUUUUAAAAGAUCCUGCAAGAGAUUUAUUAAAAGGAUUCGAUGGUUUCGUUUGGUAUUUAGUAAUAUUGCAAGCGGCCGGCGGUUUGAUUGUGGCGGUUGUGGUCAAAUACGCAGAUAACAUACUAAAAGGUUUCGCAACGUCUGUCGCGAUUGUUAUAUCAUGUGUUGCCUCCAUGUAUAUAUUCGAUUUCCAUUUGACGGUACAAUUUGCGCUAGGCACAGUAUUGGUAAUAGGCUCGAUAUUUUUGUAUGGAUAUGUUCCUAAAAAGAAAGAACCCCGUACAUCUUUAAGUGUAUGACAUUGUUUUUAUACCGAAUUCGUAUUAUUUUAUCGAUAUAUCUGUAAAUAUAGUUUUAUCAGCUAGUACUAAAAUGUACUUAAUUUCCGUCGAUUAUUUUUUUACCGUUUAUAAUUAAAUAGUAUUCUAUAGAAUUGUUGAAUCUGACGAUUGCAAUUAGAAAUGCGCUAGUUUUCAAGUACAAUAAUAAUAUUUUUAAAGUCCAAGACAUAAGAGAGCCAAUGUUAGAGUGAACUAUAAUCUGAUCCAACAAGACAGCUUCCAUACCAAUAUCAAUACUAUUGGGAAUAAUUAACGUAUUAAUAAUGUAAGUAAAAUGCGAUAUCGUUAUAAUGAUAUUAUUUUUUAAAAUGAAGUUUUUAAGGUACUAAUACAAAUUUAAUAUUUAUUGUGAUUGUAAUUCUAAUCACCUUUUAUACGUUAUUAAUUAAUGUAAGUAAAAGAUACAUUUUUACUUUUAGUAACGUCAUAAUUUUAAAUAAAUUUUUGUAAACAGUU